Messenger RNA from Pogona vitticeps (central bearded dragon), 2252 nucleotides. RefSeq names its product translin associated factor X interacting protein 1 (gene TSNAXIP1). The record is from RefSeq and is a predicted model, not a curated record. Gene Ontology annotation, cellular component: cytoplasm. Lineage: Eukaryota; Metazoa; Chordata; Lepidosauria; Squamata; Agamidae.
CAACAUCCCGGGCAGACGCCUCUUCUGUUCACCCUCGGGCCAUGGAGCAUCACGCUUCCACCUUCUCUGGGGUCUCAUUCCGGCAAUCCUCUCUGAAUUUAGAAAGUGAGCAAAGCUUGCCUGUUUUGAAGAAACCAUCUUGGAAUAAAAAGAAGUCUUUGAAUCUCUCUAGUAGCCAGUUGUCCACAUGGCCUGCCUACACUCCAGGGCAAGUGAUCCUCCAGAACCGAAAACCAUGUGCUCUCCCAGAAUGGCAAAGGACUAUCAAAGAUCCAGUUUCUCUUUCUGUUGCAAAGCCACGCUACCUCGAAGAUCUGGAAUCUUACCUGCGGAAAGAGUUGCAGGCUCUGGACCUUACUAAAGGAAAAGUUCAGGAACUGAAGCUCCAGCCUUAUAGAGAAGUAUUUGAAUUCUUCAUGGAAGAAUUCACAACCUACAAGCCUUUGUUGGCUUCUAUCAAGAAUGAAUAUGAUCUGACUAUAGCUCAUCUGCAACAGAAGAUCCAUUCUCUGGAGUCUGUGAAUGCUGUUUUGGUCACAGCCUCGGAUCAGUGUACUCAGCAGAUCCUGGCUUUUCAGGAGCAAGAGAAAAACGAAAUGACAAAGCUGAAGAAGGAGAGGCUGUACCUGCUGGAUCUUAUUGACAAAAUGAAGGAAGAUAAAUGUUCUCUAGAGACCCAGGUAGCUAAGAUGCGAAAGACGGUGGCAGAGGAAUACCUCCGCUAUCUUAACGAGUGCGAUGCUCGCAAACUGCUACUUAUUGAUCUCAAUGAAAUGUACCAUCUGAAAGAAGAAAUGAAGCUCACGAAUGUCCAAGAACACAAGGAGGAAGACACAGUGAAGCUAACACUUGCAUUAAAGAUGGCACGCCAGGACCUCACCAAAGCUCAAGUAGAGCUAAAUACCAUGAAAGCAAACUAUGGAGAUGUGGUGCCUAGAAGAGAAUAUGAGUUGCAGGAAGAAAAAUAUAACAACUUGGCUGAAAAGAUGGCAGUUCUUCAGAAAGACUUUAGUGAUCUCCAAGAAGAAUAUGACACAAUGUUGGAGGUACAUAAACAGGUUUCAGAGGAACGAGACCAGUUCUAUAAUGACCUCAUCAAUGUCCAACGUACCUCUACACCCCGACCUCAGUGGGACAAAUGUGCAGAUGUGAUUGCUGGUGGGGCUGAACGCUGGAGUGUUUUGUCUGAGGGUAAAACUAGUGACCAGCUGGUGGAUGUACUUUUGGAAGAUCUUGGUGCAGGGCUGUUGAGAGAGAAGGAGACCUUUGUGGGAAAGGGAAGAAGUGAAAAGGUCCCCAUAUACCUAAGGUGUGAUGGUCUGGUGAGAAACAAGAAGUUGACCAAAAAGGAGGUUGUGGCAAUUCUGAAGGAAAUAUGGAGAGAAAAACUGUCAUCAGAUCAACAGAAGGGAAAGCGAUCCAGCCUUCAAGAGUUUUUCCUUACCUUCUUCCAGAGGAAGUAUGGGGAUGCCCUUGCUUUUGACUGGACAUACAGCAUCUACGAAACCAUCAAGCUUUAUAGGAGCAAUGAAACAAUGUCUUUGUUUUAUCAUAUUCUGAUAGGAGCUCUGGAUGAAGCUGUAUACCAUGCCCUUCUCCAGCAACUUGGCACCUUGUUAAAGGAACUGACUGCUGCUGAUACUGCAAAUACUGGCCAACUGACACGUGAAGAAUUUAGCCUUGCCCUCAAGUCAGCAUUCCCAUUAAAGACUGAAGAAGAGAUUCAGGAAUUACUUGAAGCAGCAGGCUACAAAACAGAGUAUGACACCAUUAUGUACAAACCAUUGUUUUUUGAGGAUGAGGAGGGUAAAAUACAACUGCUGGUUAUAAAGCUUAGAAACCAGUAUGUGACUGAGAAACAAGUAUAUCUGUGCGAUCUUCAGGCUGAACUAGGAAACUUGAUGGAAGUAAGACCAGAUGACCUGAGGACAGCUUUCUGUACAAUUGACCCUGGUUUGGCUGAGCAAACUCUAGACUACUAUAUCGGUUGUGCCUUCCUAGUUCCCAAAGAGCAGCUAGAUCCUACUGCCUCCAUUCCUAUAGACAUACUAAUGCAGAGGCUAAUGACUGCAGAUCUCAGACGCCAAGUGGUUGUUUCAGGAGAUGCAAAGUGCCUCCCCUCAUCCACUACAGCUGAAGAAGCAGAGAGCCCGUUAAUUUAAUGUCUAGCUGACACAAAUCCUUCUCUUCACUGAUUUACUGGAGUAAUUUUACUGAGCAGACCAAAGUUUCCUUGGCAGAGCACACCCGAU